Molecule: messenger RNA, 1395 nt
Organism: Penicillium coprophilum
Lineage: Eukaryota; Fungi; Ascomycota; Eurotiomycetes; Eurotiales; Aspergillaceae
Product: glycoside hydrolase family 76 protein
Exons: 4
Coding region: 1-1395 (464 amino acids)
Biological process (GO): carbohydrate catabolic process; fungal-type cell wall biogenesis
Molecular function (GO): mannan endo-1,6-alpha-mannosidase activity
Source: RefSeq, a predicted model, not a curated record
AUGAGGUUCCAAGGUGCGGGGCAUAUUGCCAUUCUGGCCUUGCACAUUCUACCAUUUGCCAGCCAGGUCUACGCGCUUGACCUCGAUAUUAACAAUGAAGAGUCGAUCAAAGAUGCCGGGAACAUCGCUGCCUACAACAUGAUGACAUGGUAUAAAGAAAACGGAACAGACAACCCCGGUUUUAUCUCAAGGUCCUGGUGGACCGGAGCUGCUUUAUUUCUCGCAUGUCUUAAUUAUUGGCAUGCUACAAACGACACAACUUAUAACGAGGAGGUCAGCAUUGGGAUGCAACAUCAGGGCGGCGCGAAUGGAGAUUACAUACCUUCGUGGGCAGUAGGCGUAGGAAAUGACGAUCAAAUGUUCUGGGGCCUCGCUGCAAUCACUGCAGCGGAAUAUAAUUUCCCCAAUCGUCCAACUGGCGAUACCUGGCUCACUCUUGCGCAAGGUGUUUUCAAUAGCCAGACAUCGCCAAAUGGGAAGGGCUGGGACACGACUGUUUGCGGUGGUGGCCUUCGCUGGCAGAAAGAAAUGUGGCAAAGUGGUUAUACCAUGAAGAACGCGGUGUCAAACGGUGGCUUUUUUAUGCUCGCAGCACGCAUCGCUUGGUUUACGCAAAAGGAGAAGUAUGCGACGUGGGCUGAGAAAGUUUGGGACUGGUCUAACUCGGUAAAUUUGGUCAACAAUAAAACCUGGGCAGUGGCAGAUAGUGUGAGCGAAGGCACUGGGGGCCCCAAUGGCUGCAGUCUUCCUGAUCAUACCCGGUGGACCUACAACUAUGGUACCUAUCUGUCUGGUGCUGCUUAUAUGUAUGCCUAUACGAACGACACUAAAUGGUUGGAUAUCACAAACAACUUAAUGGACUCAUUGUUUACUACGUUUUUCCUACCUGAACACGGGGGUGUGAUCACGGACUGGCGGUGUGAAGCCGUGGGCCAAUGCUAUAAAGACGCGAAUGGUCCACUUUUUAAAGGCCUUACGGUUUCAUGGCUUGCAGAUAUUGCAUUGAUCAUCCCUUCUCUUGCAGAAAAGAUCAUACCAAGACUCGAAGUUUCUGCCGAGGGUGCUGCAAAGUCAUGCACCGGCGAUGGCAAAAACCUCUGUGGUAACCGCUGGUACGGCGGGUAUGAUGGACAAAAUCAGAUGGAAAAUGCAAUCAGUGGUAGUCAGAUGAUGAGCGCUGUGAUGGUGAAAUAUCUAGGCGCGUCUUCGAAACCAGUCUCGACAGCAACAGGAGGAAACGCCACAAGCGAUCCAAGUGCUGGUACUAGGGAAAGCGAGGGACCUGCACCGCUGCCCCCUAUCACAACGGCAGAUAAAGCAGGAGCUGGAAUCCUGGCAGUGGUUUUCGUGGGUGGUAUGAUAGGCGGGGUGGUCUUUAUGUUUUUGGGCUCCUAA